This is a messenger RNA of Nanorana parkeri, 3551 nucleotides long. RefSeq names its product multiple EGF like domains 11 (gene MEGF11). NCBI's taxonomy places the organism in Eukaryota, Metazoa, Chordata, Amphibia, Anura, Dicroglossidae. Gene Ontology annotation, molecular function: protein binding; scavenger receptor activity. The record is from RefSeq and is a predicted model, not a curated record. Gene Ontology annotation, cellular component: membrane. The transcript has 23 exons. The coding region runs from base 112 to 3276 and encodes 1054 amino acids.
UUUGUUUUUUUAAACAGUGCAAAGCGGAGAGAGCAGCUCUGGUAGUGAGAGCCCAGUCGGUCCAUGACUUGUUUGGGACUCUGCUGCUGCUGAAACACAAUAGGUGACACAAUGAAGCUCUUUGCUGCCGUGCGAUGGACUGUAAAGGUGUUCAUUUUGUGCCUGGUGCUUGGAACAGCUGUCUUGCUGAAUCCAGAGGAUCCCAAUGUCUGCAGCCACUGGGAGAGCUAUGCUGUGACUGUGCAGGAAUCGUAUGCUCACCCAUUUGAUCAGAUUUAUUACACACGCUGCACGGACAUCCUCAACUGGUUCAAAUGCACGCGGCACAGAAUAAGUUACAAGACUGCAUACCGGAGAGGCCUGAGAACCAUGUACCGGCGGAGGUCACAGUGCUGCCCUGGAUACUAUGAAAGUGGAGACUUUUGUGUCCCGCUCUGCACAGAAGAAUGUGUCCAUGGCCGCUGCGUGUCCCCUGAUACCUGCCAUUGUGAACCUGGUUGGGGUGGAGCAGACUGUUCUAGUGGCUGUGACAGUGAGCAUUGGGGUCCACACUGCAGUAACCGCUGCCAAUGUCAGAACGAAGCACUUUGUAACCCUAUCACCGGUGCCUGUGUGUGCUCUGAGGGGUACAGAGGAUGGCGAUGUGAAGACUGGUGUGACCCGGGGACCUAUGGCAAAGCUUGUCAACUGAGAUGCCAAUGCCAGAACGGAGCAACAUGUGACCACAGGACUGGCGAGUGCCACUGUGCUCCUGGAUACACGGGAGCCUUUUGUGAAGAGCUGUGUCCACCAGGAAGUCAUGGGGCACUAUGCGAGCUUCGCUGUCCUUGUCAGAAUGGAGGUGUGUGUCAUCAUGUGACGGGUGAUUGUUCCUGCCCAGCAGGAUGGACGGGUUCUGUCUGUGCCCAGCCGUGUACCUCAGGAAGAUAUGGGGUAAACUGCAGCCAGGAGUGUCAGUGUCACAAUGGUGGACAGUGUGACCCUGUCUCUGGAAGAUGUCAGUGUGCCGCGGGAUACACCGGGGAGAGGUGCCAGGAGGAAUGUCCUAUAGGCACAUAUGGUUACCAGUGUGCAGAAAGGUGCGACUGUCAGAACGGAGCCAAGUGUUACCACAUUAAUGGGGCCUGCUUAUGUGAGCCGGGCUUUAAAGGCAUUCUUUGUGAGGAGCGAGUGUGCGCAGAUGGACUGUACGGUCUCAAGUGUAACAAGAACUGUCCCUGUAACCUGACCAACACUCGCAGCUGCCACCCUCUGUCUGGGGAGUGCACCUGCAAGGCAGGUUGGAGCGGCCUAUACUGCGAGGAACCCUGCCGUCCUGGCUUCUACGGAGAGGGCUGCCAGCAGCUGUGUGCCUGUUUCAAUGGGGCUGACUGUGACGGUGUGACAGGCAGGUGCCUCUGCGCUCCAGGAUACACGGGAUCGGACUGUUCAGCUACCUGUCCUUCUGGAACGUUUGGAACUGACUGCUCCUCAGUGUGUAACUGCAAAAACGGUGCAGUCUGCUCCCCGGUGGAUGGGUCUUGUAUGUGCAGAGAAGGCUGGCAAGGGACAGAUUGCUCCAUUCCUUGUUCAAGUGGCACUUGGGGACUGAGCUGCAAUCAGACCUGUCAUUGUCUGAAUGAAGCUUCUUGUAACUCACUAAAUGGUAGCUGUAUGUGCAUUGCAGGCUGGAUGGGAGACAUCUGUGAACAACCAUGUCCGGAGGGGAUGUAUGGUCUGAACUGUGCUGAACACUGUGACUGCAGCCAUGCAGAGGGAUGUGACUCUGUCACGGGUCACUGUCACUGUCUGGCUGGAUGGACAGGUAUUCAUUGUGAUAAUCUGUGUGCCCAAGGACGAUGGGGGCCCAAUUGCUCCAUGCCUUGUCACUGUGAGAAUGGAGGGUCAUGCGCACCCGAGGAUGGAAGCUGUGAGUGUGCUCCAGGAUAUCGGGGGACCUUGUGCCAGAGAAUUUGUUCUCCUGGGUUCUUUGGGCAUCGCUGUAGCCAGAACUGCGCUCAGUGUGUUCACGCUAAUGGACCAUGUCAUCACAUCACCGGACGUUGUGACUGCUUGCCAGGAUUUUUUGGGCCACUCUGUAACCAAGUGUGCCCAAGCGGAAGGUAUGGAAGAGGCUGUUUAGAAUUUUGUACAUGCAGCAACAACUCCACCUGUAACCCUAUUGAUGGCUCGUGUCAGUGCUAUCCGGGCUGGAUUGGCAGCGACUGCUCUGACGAAUGUCCUUCUGGUCUUUGGGGUCCAGACUGCAUCCACACUUGUAACUGUCACAAUGAUGCCGAGUGCAGUAUAUAUGAUGGGGAAUGUAAAUGUACGCCUGGAUGGACAGGGCUGUACUGUACACAGAGGUGCCCAUCAUCUUUUUAUGGAAAGGACUGUGCCAAUGUCUGCCAGUGCCAUAACGGAGCCGACUGUGACCACAUCACUGGGCAGUGCACAUGUAGGACAGGAUUCACAGGCAAACACUGCGAGCAGAAGUGCCCACCAGGAACCUUUGGAUACGGCUGCCGGCAGCUGUGCGAGUGUUCGAACAAUGCCACGUGUGACCACGUUACAGGGACCUGCUACUGCAACCCUGGCUUCAAAGGCAUCCGCUGUGACCAGGCUGCUCUAAUGAUGGAAGAACUGAAUCCUUACACUAAAAUUAGCCCAGCCCAUGGCUCUGAAAGACACUCAGCGGGUGCCAUCAUUGGGGUCAUUGUCCUGCUGCUGAUCAUCAUGACUUUGUUAGGACUCUUCUUAUGGUACCGGCAGAGACAAAAGGACAAAGAUCAUGAAAUGCCUAAUGUGUCGUACACCCCAGCCAUGCGCAUGACCAGUACAGACUACUCUCUUGCAGGUGCCUGUACGAUGGACAGACGUCAGAAUACAUACAUCAUGGAAAAUGGCUUCAAAGAUUGUUUGAAAGAGUCAGGGUGCAGUUCCAGCACCUGCUCACUAAGCAGCAGUGAGAACCCUUAUGCCACCAUUACAGACCCCCCCGCGCAGCACUCCAAACACUCAGAGAACAGCUACGUGGAAAUGACCUCACCUGUCCAUACAGAUGCCCCACACUCAGAUAUGCCACCCUCAUCCAAAGCUAACAAAAAUGUGUAUGACGUGGAGCCAACGCUCAGCCUGCUCCAGGAGGCCCAACAUCAGAUCCCUAACUACAUGCAAAAUCCAUAUGACUUGCCAAGGAACAGCCACAUCCCCAGCCACUACGACCUGCUCCCUGUCCGGCACAGCCCCUUGCAUGGAACUUUCUGGGAUAAGCAGAUGGAUAAGGAGUCUUUAUAGAAGUGUGAGGAAAGUGACGGAGAAAUCUCUCAUUCUGCAAUACGCCCAUUCUGUGGGGGGCCAGCGCCACUGGGCACAUGCAUGACGUCAUUAGGAGACUCUUUUUUUAUACACAUAGGAUGUAUCUAUAGGACAAGUCACUGUGUGUAUAUAUCUAUGUAUAUGUGUGUGUAUUAAUCAGCCUCCGAAGAGGUGCACAGGUAAAGAGGGGGCUAUUCCAGGGGAUGUUCACCAAGAUGAGUCAACUGUGGAAGUAGCAGUUUACACACAACGAA